CGAGACGCUAAACCGCGGUAUCAGACGGCGUCGAGCGUCGACGUGUCUCGCUUUAUGUCGGCAUGUGGGGGAAAUGUAGGCCUGCGGGGCGCCCAUGUACACGGACCGCCCUCGAAUGAGUUCGCCUCGGGAAACCCUGAUACUACUUUCGUGUCCGCGUUAGCGGGAAUGGCGCCGUUUCGCGAAUGAAUCCGUGUGUCGUCACUGGUUGUGUGUCUGUAGACGCUCCGUCCGCCACAGGCCUGUGUCAGUGGGAAUGGUAGCGUACGGGGGGGGGGCACGUAUUAUGGAAGUUCCAAAGCUAACACCAACACAAGGCACAAUGUCCCUGGCUUGUAACCGGAUGAUAUACAUACAAAACCUUCAAAGUCGUCGUACUUACGCCCGAGUUAUAUUUCUAAAAAAAAAAGAAAAGAAAAUGGCCACAACCAGGUCAGCGAUCUAAGUUGAAGUUCCCUGACACCUGAUAUUUUCAAGGUUGCUGACUGCAGGACCUCCGGCCCACAUGCCCAAGCCAGUUAAAGGAGCGACUCUGACAUAUAUCUGACAGCCUGCUAGACAGGUGGAAUCUAGAAGAAGCAGAGCUGCAGGUCCAGAAAGUCACGUUAUCCUGAACCUGCACCUGGUGAUGUAUGAAGGGCUGUAAAUAACAGGUGGCUAGGCUGGUGUAAGGCUUCCGUCCUCCGUCCCCGCCUCUACAUGCAUCAGCCUCACAGAUAGAGCAGAGCGACCAGGCUGCAAGGAGAAUGCUGUCCGGGGUGACUCUCCUCAUGGAAAACAUUUAAUCAGUGCUGCCCAGCUAGUGCUGCGUCUUGUUUCAUAUCUCCAUUGCCCCAGUGAAAACAACUAGCGCAUAACUUUGACUUUUUUCACUGAGAGCAGGCCAGCAACGGCUGGUGAUAAGAGCACUCCAAUCAUCUCGAUUUGUUAUAAUCUAGUUGCCAGAGGACCCCAAUACCAGACUCCAUUGAAGAAAAGAGUCUGAGGAAAUAAUUAUUGCUUUUCCUCGUCAUACUUUCUGUUGGAUCAAGUGCAGUCAUGGGGUCCACAGGCUACGGCUACUAUCGUGUAGUCAUCUUCUUCUGCAUGUUCAUCGGCUACUCGCUGUACUUCUUUAACAGGAAGACCUUCUCCUUCGUCAUGCCCUCUGUGAUGGAGGAGAUUGACCUGGACAAAGAUGACUUGGGUCUGAUCACUAGCAGCCAGACCAUGGCCUAUGCCAUCAGUAAGUUUAUAAGCGGUGUGCUGUCGGAUCAAAUCAGCGCCCGCUGGCUUUUCUCCCUCGGCCUCUUCUUCGUGGGGGGCAUCAACAUAGUCUUCUCCUGGUCCUCCACUGUAUCCAUGUUCUCACUGCUCUGGUUCAUCAACGGCCUGGGACAGGGCUGUGGCUGGCCCCCAUGUGGGAAAGUGCUGCGCAAGUGGUAUGAGCCCUCCCAGUUUGGAACAUGGUGGUCUGUGCUGUCCUGCAGUAUGAACCUAGCUGGGAGUCUGGGUCCAAUCCUGGUCACAGUGCUCCUGCAUUACUAUGACUGGAGGACUAUCCUCACCAUGUCAGGCAUUUUCUGUGCUGCCUUCUCAUUUGUUUGUCUGGUGUUUGUAAAGAACGAGCCAAAGGAUGUGGGCCUGCCCAGCAUCGAGGCAGUGGCCAAGAAGGGGGCGAAGGGAGGCAACAGUGAGAGCACCCUGCGUGAAUUCCUCCUUUCUCCUUACCUGUGGGUGCUCUCUCUGGGCUACUUGGUGGUGUUCGGGGUGAAGACGGCUGCCACUGACUGGGGACAGCUGUUCCUCAUGCAAGAAAAAGGCCAGACCGCUCUUAUGGGUAGCACCUACAUGAGUGCCUUGGAGGUUGGAGGUUUUGUGGGCAGCCUUGCAGCAGGCUUAAUCUCAGACAGAGCAGUAGCUCGGCAAGGCUUGGGCACCCACGGCAACCCUCGUCAUGGCCUGCUCAUUCUCAUGAUGGCUGGUAUGUAUGUGUCCAUGUACCUCUUCAGAGUCACCAUCACACCGGAAAUCCCAAAGGAGGCUCCUCUUUGGGUCCAAGUCAUUCAUCCUGUGUCUGUCCUCAUUGGUGUGUCAGAAAAAGAGAUCUGGAUCCUCUUCCUCGGUGUUAUGUUCGGGUUUUCUUCUUACGGACCGAUUGCCUUGUUUGGUGUAAUAGCCAGUGAAAGUGCUCCUUCCAAUUACUGUGGAACCUCUCAUGCUGUUGUAGCCCUAAUGGCUAAUGUGGGAGCUUUUAUGGCCGGGCUUCCCUUCAGCACUAUUGCCAAACAACACAACUGGGACAUUGCUUUCUGGGUAGCCGAGGUGAUAAUGGGCAUUGCAACCAUCGGGUUCUUCCUUGUACGCAACAUGCGCACAAAAAUGGGACGAAUCGCAGAGAAAAUUGACUAAUGUACCUACCUGAAAUGAGCCAACUGUCAUUUUCCUUUUGUAUGACUACACAGACUGUGUUAUUGCACUGUUGAUUGCUCUGUAUACAGAAUACUGCACAUUAAUACCACUCCACUUGAUCCUAGUAGCAGUUUUCAUGUAGUGAUAUUGAAAAGUUGCUUUAUGACAGCUCUGUGCUAAAGAAAACAUACAGUAGACAUGAAGGUCUGUUAAGGUUUGGGGUGGAUUUUGUCAAACUAAAGUGAAUGUGUGCUGCUCACCGCAUACAUUGCUUUCAGUGGAGGUCAGUCAUAUUUAACUUAUUGAAUGUUUACUGAUGGUUCUGUAUUAUAGACUAUUCUUUGUCUAGGUAUUUGAACAAAUGUUGUAGCAUGUAUCAUGGUCAUGGAUCAUGAAUACCUCAAGUGUUUGCAAAAAUGUAAUAGGUUCAUUAUUUAAUUGAAAUGAAGUAACUGGAAAACCUGUUAUUUUUAUACACAGUCCGGUGCUAAAUGGUACAGAAUAGCACUUUGAUGCAGUUAGACCAUGUCAGCUUUUGUGAUCUGACGUAUUUUUAAGGAUCUAUAUACAGUACAUCAAACCUUUUGCUAACAGGUGUUUCGGCAAUGCCAGUACAGCUGUGUACAGUAGUUACAACACUGGAAUAUGUACUGUUAACUUACUCAUCUCUAAAAUCUGUGUGUCGUGUCAACUUGAAUAAUAAUGGGUCUACACUCAGUACCACUUUGGCAAAUAUAUAUCUUACUGGAAUUGUUCAAUGGACUUGAAAAGGUGAAGGAAAUCGAAUAAAUGAGAGGUUCACUUUGUUGAUUGAACUGUCAGUAGUUCAACUUAGUCUGAAGUUGAACUUCCGAACAUGCCAACAAUUUAAGUUUCCACUAAAGAUAUAAAACCAUC
This is a messenger RNA of Xiphias gladius (swordfish), 3288 nucleotides long. It is a transcript of the gene slc37a4b, whose product is annotated as solute carrier family 37 member 4b. The transcript is spliced from 10 exons. Gene Ontology annotation, cellular component: endoplasmic reticulum membrane. Gene Ontology annotation, molecular function: glucose 6-phosphate:phosphate antiporter activity. Lineage: Eukaryota; Metazoa; Chordata; Actinopteri; Istiophoriformes; Xiphiidae. Gene Ontology annotation, biological process: phosphate ion transmembrane transport; glucose-6-phosphate transport. The coding region runs from base 1039 to 2391 and encodes 450 amino acids. The record is from RefSeq and is a predicted model, not a curated record.